Molecule: messenger RNA, 2237 nt
Organism: Drosophila miranda
Lineage: Eukaryota; Metazoa; Arthropoda; Insecta; Diptera; Drosophilidae
Gene: spz5
Product: protein spaetzle 5
Exons: 7
Coding region: 619-1809 (396 amino acids)
Biological process (GO): innate immune response; central nervous system formation; regulation of Toll signaling pathway
Cellular component (GO): extracellular region
Molecular function (GO): growth factor activity; Toll binding
Source: RefSeq, a predicted model, not a curated record
GCGAUCUCCAGUCCUUUGAUUGAAAAAGCGCUUGAAGCCGGCGAAUGGAAGAAUACGCGGCCGUGAAGAGAGCAAACGACAAAAUGUGCCAAAAGGAGAGCUGCCGCAAUCGUAUCCGUAUCUGCCGCCCAACUGACUGGCGAAACACCUCGAAGAAUGGUGGCCCGGUGGCCCGGUGGCACGGUGGCACGGUAGAACGGCACUCGACUCGACGCGUCCGCCCCGACACGAUUACAACACGACCGACCGUCCACGUCCAGUUCUCAUACGUACAGCAGAGCACAGAACAUCACAGCAGAGCACCACACAGCAGAGCACCACACACGACGUCCGACCAAGAGCAUUUGUGGGGGCCAGCCCGUCCGCGGGAGCCUCUCGCCUUCUUUCUUUCGGGGGCUUUUCUUUCGCUGCCCGCGUUGCUUGGGCGCCGUGGUGGAUUUUCCAACAGCUGUUUGGCGGGAGAACCGUUCGACUGUGCGGCGUGGCGCGGCGUGGUGUGGCACGGCGUGGUGUGAAGAGCACAGCGCACAGGUGUGACGGAUUGACAUCACGCCCUGCCAGCGGCCGAAGACUCGACGACUCGAAUGCAAAUGCAAAUCGACGACGAAUGAAUCGACAAUGACAAAGAGUAUUAAAUGUCUGCGCACUUCUAGUUGUAAUCGAAUUCUCCUUGCCUAUGUGAUAUUAGCUUGUACUGCAGCAGCCCACAGCUCGCCACCGCCAUGCGGUUUGUAUGGAGCGCCGCCUUGCCAAUUUCUACCGGCACCGCCCGGACAGACGCCCUCCUGUGCCCGGCCCGGGAAGACGUAUUGCGAGCAUGCAGAUAAUUAUCCCACCUAUCUCAUCAAGAGUCUCGUCCGCAAAUGGGGCUACGAGGCCGGCACUCUGCUGGUGGACGAGACCUGGGAGGAUUUCGCUGCCGUGGCGUGGCACGAGACGCCCGUCUUUUACGAUCCCAAGUCCAUCUUUCCGUCGCGCGAUCCCAAUGGCCAGGACUUCAAUGGCUACAGCUAUCAGACGCCCUUCGGUGGCAGCAGUUCGCAAAGGGUCAACGGUGGCAAUUCCCUCUUCGCCAGCAGUCCCUCAACGGAGGCGCCCACAUAUCUGCUGUACACCUCUUCAGGUGGCGGCCAUCGUGCCGGACAGCGCUACAACCAUCAUCAGGGUGCGGCAGGAGGAUCUGCGGGUCAGCUGUUCUUCAAUCAGGCAGGCAAGACCACGCCAUACAACGCCACACUCUGGCUGAAGCGCUUGGUGAGGGAUCUGAGCCGCAAGCAGAAAGAAGAAGCCCCUCCUGAGGAGGAGAAGCAGCCGGAGAAGGAAGAGGAACUGCUGGAGAAGGAGCAGCAGCCGAAGGAGGAGGAGGAGCAGCAGGAGCAGCAGGAGGAGGAGGAGGAGCACCAGCAAAUCAAGCGCGAUGUCUCCCUCAACAUGGAUCUCUUAGAUAUUGUGGGUGUGGCCGGUAAUCCCUCAAAGAAACGCACUCGCACCAAGCGUCAAAGUCCCGGCCGCUCCACCCUCUGUCAGACCACCUCCCAGUUCAUAACCCCCCAGGCGGCCCUCAAUAGCCGCGGCAAUUGGAUGUUUGUGGUCAACGAGCAGAACACCGCCCGCCAGAUGGUCAAAGCGGAGCUGUGCGCCUCGAACACCUGCUCGAACCUGUGCGAGCUGCCCAACGGCUACAACUCGAGAUGCGAGCAGAAGUUUGUGCAAAAACGUUUAAUUGCGCUCCAGGGCAACGGACAGAAUCUGUACACGGACACGUUCUGGUUUCCCAGUUGCUGUGUCUGCACGAUAGCUGCCAAUUAAACCAGGACGAGGACCAGUACGAGGACCAGGACGAGGACGAGGACGAGGAUUGGGAGCUACAGCAACAGACAGGACAGAGUCGGGUGGCUGGACAGGAGGAAGAGCAAUCCCGUGACGCACAUCGUUCCACCGUCACUUUUUGCGUGGAAAUACGAUUUGAGAAUAAUUAUUGCAAAAUUCAUAAUUGAUAUCUAAAUGUUAUACACACUCUCAUAGAUACACUCACACACGCACACACAUACACACACACACACACACACAAACACAAACGAAUAGUAGUAGCUUUUAGAAAUUAUAAUUUAAAAUGCAAAAACCUCGAGAGAGAGAAAGAGAGUUGGGUUCGAUCUGAAUUAUUCUAUUCGAAUAAGUCUUACCCUGUGACGACCCAUCAUCUAUCGGAUAUUAAAUAUAAUAAUGCUUCCAGAUGA